Molecule: messenger RNA, 980 nt
Organism: Medicago truncatula (barrel medic)
Lineage: Eukaryota; Viridiplantae; Streptophyta; Magnoliopsida; Fabales; Fabaceae
Product: RING-H2 finger protein ATL29
Exons: 1
Coding region: 60-980 (306 amino acids)
Source: RefSeq, a predicted model, not a curated record
UUCUCCGGUCACCUUGAAAACCAAUAAUAUUCCAUUGUUGAUAGUUUCUCAUCCCGCCAAUGUCUUCAUCGGAGCCUAAGUACGACACCCCACCGGCCCCAACAUACAAGACCCCACCGGCUCUAGUAGCCUUCACCCUCACCGUCCUCAUCUUAUGCUUUGUGGCUUUCAGCGUUGUGUAUGUUUGCAAGUAUUGUUUUGCUGGCUUUUUCCACACUUGGGCCUUGCAACGCACGACCUCAGGUUCCCUCGUUCGUCUCUCACCUGAUAGGUCACCCUCUAGAGGACUCGAUAAUACCCUUCUAGAAAAAUUCCCCACUUUCCUCUACUCCUCCGUGAAAGACCUUCGUAAGGAAAAGAGUUAUAGCUUAGAAUGUGCCAUUUGCUUGCUAGAGUUUGAUGAUGAUAGCAUGCUUCGUCUCCUAACCAUUUGUUGUCAUGUUUUCCACCAAGAAUGUAUUGACCUAUGGCUUGAAUCUCAUAAGACAUGCCCCGUUUGUCGAACAGACCUUGAUUCACCUCCCAACCAAAUGUCCAAACACGGGGAAGGCAACCACAACAACAACAAUAACAACCUUAAUGUGCAAGAGGGUAUGACAUCGUUACCAUGCGAUGAUAUACACAUUGAUGUUAGAGGAGAGGAAAGUGACAAUGUUGGUGAAAUCACUAGAGCUCAAGUACAUGAAGGUGAUCAACAUGAUCAUCAUGUGGGUAUGAGUAUGCAACAACAAGAAGAUCAUAGAUUUUCAAGGUCACAUUCAACGGGACAUUCUAUAGUAACUAUUAGAGGUGAAGAAAAAGAUCAUGAGAAAUAUACAUUGAGAUUGCCUGAACAUGUUAUAAGGGGAGGGCACAAUUACACGAGGAGUUGCACAAAUUACAACGAGAUGAAAUUGACAAUUCCUACACCUUGUAGUAAUUGUGGUUUUGUUAAACCGGUUAUUGGGUCCUCUUCACUUGCUUGUGCUCAAGAGGCUUGA